GCUUGCCAUCCAUCGGACUCUUGCACUGGUCGGGUCCGCAUAACCCUUGAUUUGCCGUCUCCUGGUCUAUAGAAGCACUCAUGAGCGCCGUGUGCAUACAACGUCCCAAAAUGGGUUCGUCACAACCGCCUGGCGGCAAUGCGCCAUUUGGUUAUCAUAUCUCAGAUCAGGACUUCCUGUUUCUCAGGGCCCCUACGCCCCCCCCGGGAGACCCUUUACUGAGCCACGACGAUUCGAGACUGCUGAACCUCUUCUUCGAGGACAUGACGUCCAACCAGUACCCCACAUCAUAUGGUGAAGGACUUAACUUCAGCGAACAGUGGAUCAGUCAGCUUCCACCCGCCUUUUUAGGCCAUACUACAUCCUUUGGACAGCAGCCUCAGCAGCCGUCGGUCUCGCCCCUAGGUGGAAUGCCCACCGCGACCUUUCAAGAUGUGUUUACCUUUGGUCCAAACGUGAUGCCGCCGCCGCCGCCGCAGCCGUCUUUACAGCUUCAACAUUCACACCAGCACCAGCACCAGCACCAGCAUCAGCACCAGCACCACGACACCCCGGUCUCUCAUACGCCGAUUGAGCAGAAUGCCCACGCGGAUGUUGCCGCAGUGCUAACAUCGCUCCAUCAUGGCCAUCAGAAUGGGCACACACUCAGUUCCAACGGCGUAAUUGCUCGUUCCCCGGUCGUCCAAUCCCAGCACGGCGGUAGUCACCUGAACCAAAUUAGGUCGACGUCUCGAAAUCACCUCAACCCAGAUCGAAAUAGCCCAGCUCGACAUAGAUAUAGCAUGUCGAACGAUGCUGAUACGCUUUUCGCCGACAUGGUAUUUGGAGCCCCGCAUGAACCACCUACUCAACGACAGGUGGAAACGACAGACUUGCAAUGGGGUUCCGAUUCUGGAUUUGCUAGGGCACAAGGAUAUGUUCCGCCCGAUAAUGCGUACAGCGAGAUCCUUGAGCAAAAGAGAUUGGGUGUCCUGAAGGUCUUCUCGAUCAGCGAUAGCGCUGCUACUACCCGGCCUUCAUCUCCCGUGCCUAAUGGGGAAAGCUCAUCGAAUGCUGCACCCAGCGGGAAUUCGGAUAGCCAAGUCGACGUUAAAGAAGAAUAUGACACCGAACCUCGACCAGCGAAGCGCCGCAAGAGCAAAGCCAAGGCGAAAGAGGAGGCAGAGCGGGAUAGAGAUGAACCAGCAGCCGUUCCAGCAAAAACCGCUAGAAAACGUAAAUCGAAACCAGACCUUAGAGGGGUUGCGGAUGUGUCUUCGGCGGUGGUCCAAGAGACCCCGGGGAAAAGGAGAAAAUCUGCCGCGAACUUGGUCAAAGCACCGCGAGAAAACCUAACAGACGCGCAAAAGAGGGAAAAUCACAUCAAGAGCGAGCAGAAGAGACGAGGGGCGAUAAAAGAAGGGUUUGAUGACCUAUGCGAGAUCGUUCCUAACCUUAAGGGAGGUGGCUACAGCAAAAGCACAAUGUUAUCAAUAGCAGGGGAGUGGCUCGAGGUUCUAGUCAAGGGCAAUGAAGAGCUGAGCCGGUGAUGGAUCUCUCCUGGGCUUGUGAUGUUUUGAAUACUGUGUAAGAACACAAAGCUGGGAGCCCGUGAUCUCCGGCGUUGGGUUGGAGUUGCAUUUGGCUUUAGGUUUGGUCGCCACGGGCCAGACGAAUAAAAGUUCCGAGACGGCGGCAGGGCGGCAUUCUUAUUCUUAUUUGGGUACUUUAUGGGCUAUUGAUACCUUGGGAGGUUCCGCUACGGGACGCCGCGACUGGAAUUGGGGGCGGAUCGUCUCGGG
Durotheca rogersii is the source of this 1781-nucleotide messenger RNA. RefSeq lists its product as uncharacterized. The record is from RefSeq and is a predicted model, not a curated record. The coding region runs from base 81 to 1529 and encodes 482 amino acids. The transcript has 2 exons. Lineage: Eukaryota; Fungi; Ascomycota; Sordariomycetes; Xylariales; Xylariaceae. Gene Ontology annotation, biological process: regulation of transcription by RNA polymerase II. Gene Ontology annotation, molecular function: protein dimerization activity; DNA-binding transcription factor activity, RNA polymerase II-specific; RNA polymerase II cis-regulatory region sequence-specific DNA binding.